GGAAUGAAGCAAGUGAAAGAUUGUGCCGUAGUGGUUAUCUAAGAAAAAAGGUUAGUAAUCUCCGAGCCUCUAUAAAUGUAAGAAAGGAACCUUAAUAGAUGUCACCAAAACUCCUAAGCUGAUUUAUUGGGUUUAUGUUUCUGGAUGGACGGUGCCGCAGGACGUCGCGACAACAUCGACGAUGGGAGGAACGACAUUCAAGAAUUGGCACGGGUCAUCCGGCAGUCGCAGCGAGAGCCCUACCCCAAGAUUGAUGUUCCAUUGUUCGAUGAGAAUCAUGCCUCUUCUUGGGCAAACAAGUUUGAGCAACUCGGGUAUAGCAACAAAUAUACGGAUGAGAAGAUGCUUCGCAUGGUUAAUAGGUAUUGUCAGGUGGAGUACCGAGAUGAGAUCGAUGAGCUGGUGCGAAUCUCCCGUAAUUGGCCAGAUUUUAAGGCGCGGUUAUUGGAGAAGUACCAGCUCGGCGAUCGGUUACUCGACCUGCGAGAUUUGAGGCCGGUGGAUCGUAAGAAGUUUGGUACUACCAAACAAUUCUUAUCGGAGUUUGGGCGUGUGGGUCGCCUAAACUUGGAUUUAUCCGAUAAAGAUCGCUGCCUCAUCUUCCUUGAUAACUUCAACGACGUCGAACAGUCGAAGUUGGUUAAAGGGAUGCAAGGGAGGUAUGACUGGACUAAGGUCCGACAAAAUGCGCUGGUGGGGAAAUUCGACGAUAUCCUCUACCGGCUGUUGAGGCAACAAAAGGAGGAACGGGAGAAGGUGAAGCUGGGAGAGGUAAAGGACAGUGAGAUCUAUAAAACUUUGACCUGCAUGAGAGAGAUGAUGGAAGGCAUGAAAGAGGAAAGGCUGAAGUUUCAAGUCAUACUGGCCAAAGAGAAAAAUAGUAAGAGGAAGGGGAAAGAGCCGGUGGUAGAGGAAAGUGAUAGUUAGAGCGAGGAGGAAAAGGAACCGCCUCGUUGGAUAAAGCCAACGGUGGAUUCCAGGUUCCGGGGAAAGACCCGCCGGAGGUUAAUUAUGGCCCCAUUCCAACUCGUGACUGAAUGAAAGUGCCUUCGAAGG
This is a messenger RNA of Chara braunii, 1056 nucleotides long. Lineage: Eukaryota; Viridiplantae; Streptophyta; Charophyceae; Charales; Characeae. The record is from the annotation of a GenBank genome assembly.